CCUAAUAUAAGACCUCGGCGAGUGGCAUUUUCAGUUCGUUCCCAGGCUGCAAUUCAGAUAGGAAACAUGAUUAGGGUCGCAGUACUAAUAGCAGUCAUCGGCGUGGCAUCUGCGCAAACGGUGCCAUGUGGUGUACCAACCGUGAAACCGACCCUGUCGACAAAGCGUAUCGUUGGGGGAACAGCAGCGGUCCAGGGCUCUUGGCCUUGGAUGGUCCUCUUUAGUGACGACCAGGGCUACAUCAGUGGUGCAGGUGCCAUUCUAGGACCGAGAACCAUCAUGACUUCAGCUCAAAUGUUCAAGGGUGUAAACUAUAACUUCUUGGCAUCCACUGACCUUUCCAUGUGGACAGUGUACACUGGUUCUCACAACAUCAACACAGUAGCCCCAUUGGAGAGAAACUUCACCAUCAAAUCAGUCUCCAUCCACGAAAACUACGACCCUACGACUCUCGCCAAUGAUAUAUGUCUCAUCUACACCGACCAGGACAUCGUAUACAAUGACCAUACCAGCCCCGUUUGUCUGCCCGGACCAGGUCACAGCUAUAACGCCGGACAAACGUGUUAUUUGGCUGGAUGGGGAGACACCGGAAACGUCAACGACGAAGUGCUUUUCCAAGUAGACCUCCCGAUCAUAGCUGACCACGACUGUCAAACACAUUUCCAAGACUUCAUUGUUGGAACAGAGCUGUGUGCCGGAUAUGAGAACGGCGGAAAGGAUUGGUGUGGGGAUGACAUCGGAAGCCCUCUUGUAUGUCAAGACACCAAUGGUGCUUGGUACGCUCAAGGUAUCGCUUCUUCCGGAGGUGACUGCACAGCAGCUGAUGAGCCUGGGGUAUUCGAGGAUGUCUCAAAAUACAUCAGCUGGAUAAAGACCCAGAUGCAGACUGCUGGAUACCCGUACCAGUACUAGGGUGUAUAUUUGAAGUCUUACAAAUAAAACUGUAUUUUUAAA
Mya arenaria is the source of this 954-nucleotide messenger RNA. Its product is annotated as coagulation factor XI-like. Gene Ontology annotation, molecular function: serine-type endopeptidase activity. The transcript has 7 exons. Gene Ontology annotation, biological process: proteolysis. NCBI's taxonomy places the organism in Eukaryota, Metazoa, Mollusca, Bivalvia, Myida, Myidae. The record is from RefSeq and is a predicted model, not a curated record. Bases 67 to 912 code for a protein of 281 amino acids.